AUGACUGCUGCUAUGAAACCAGGGGUUGACACUCUCAGCACAAACGGUUCAGUCGUUCCGGGACAAACCAUUGUUGCUUCUUCAUCCAAAAAUAAUGUGAAUUGUGCAACUUCUCAGCCCGAGGAAGUUUGCUUGGUUUGUCAAGACGUUUCCACUGGAUAUCAUUACGGAGUCCCUUCCUGCAAUGGAUGUAAAACUUUUUUUCGGCGAACUAUUAUGAAGAAUCAAACAUUUCAAUGUCAGUACAAUGGAAAAUGUCCUGUGGAUAAAAGUAUUCGAUGCGCUUGUCGUCAUUGUAGAUUUGAAAAAUGUUUAUCAGUUGGAAUGGAUAGAAAUGCAAUUCAACAAAAUCGAGAUCCUAUAGGUUACACUAAGAGAACACGUCGUUAUCCUCCUAUUAAGAAGGCUGAAAGUUCCGAUGAAAGCUCUCCCAAAUCACAACAGUCAAAUCCAGCAGAGGAAGCUGAAGAUCGGUUUCUGGCUUAUCUCACAACGGUCGAAGAAUAUUGCUCGAAGCUACGAUUAUCCACCUACAGUUCGAACAGGCAUUUAACUGAUGCGGUGUGUUCUCCAUGCCUACUGACGGACAGCGAUUUCAUGAGUUGCUAUGCAGAGUCUGCGCCAGGUCAUAGGAUACAAAGACCGGUAAUGUAUGCAAGCCAAGCCGAUUAUCAUUAUUGGCAUGAAAGAGAUUGGAUGGUGAUGAUUGAAUGGGCAAAAACAAUUCCAGUUUAUCAGAACCUACCUUUUCCGGAUAAAUUAGCUUUACUACGGCAUUCUGCUAUCACAUACCCUUCACUUGUUCACACGUUUUUCUCACCUGACCACGGCUUAGAUACUAUUGUUUUCCCUAAUGGAGCUUUCUUCGAUCGUACGCCCGAACCAACAAGGCCAGUUGGAUUUAAUAAAAAGAAAUAUCAAAUGCUUGAUCAGCUCCUGAAACCUAUGAGACAAAUGCAAAUUGACUCAACUGAAUUUGCGGCCUUUAAGGCCAUUUUCUUCUUGAAUCCAGAUGCAGAUGAAGUCGACUCAGCCUCAAAGGCAGCUUUGAGUGAUGGACGUAGUUCGAUCACGAAUGCUUUAUAUAGAUAUAUGGUUAAAAAUAAAGGAGCUGAAGAAGCUGGGGAUAGGUUCGGUCGAUUACUACUAUUAGGGACUGUGCUUGCUACGAUGGCUGUAGAAAUGAAAGAAGCAGUGCUCGUGGCUGAUUUUUUUGACCAAAUUCGCUUCACACCCUUUGCAAAGCAACUUUUGUUUGGAAUGAAAACUGAAACAACCACUUAA
Molecule: messenger RNA, 1284 nt
Organism: Auanema sp. JU1783
Lineage: Eukaryota; Metazoa; Nematoda; Chromadorea; Rhabditida; Rhabditidae
Source: the annotation of a GenBank genome assembly